This is a messenger RNA of Psammomys obesus (fat sand rat), 270 nucleotides long. It is a transcript of the gene Fam25a, whose product is annotated as family with sequence similarity 25 member A. The record is from RefSeq and is a predicted model, not a curated record. Lineage: Eukaryota; Metazoa; Chordata; Mammalia; Rodentia; Muridae. The transcript has 3 exons. Bases 1 to 270 code for a protein of 89 amino acids.
AUGCUGGGAGGCUUGGGGAAGCUGGCGGCCGAGGGCCUGGCCCACCGCACUGAGAAAGCCACAGAGGGGGCAGUUCACGCAGUGGAAGAGGUGGUGAAGGAGGUGGUGGACCACGCCAAGGAGGCUGGAGAGAAGGCCCUUGCUGAUGCCCUAAAGAGAGCCCAAGAGUCAGGGGACAGAGUGGUGAAGGAGGUCACUGAGAAGGUGACCCACACCGUCACCGACGCCAUUACCCACGCUGCAGAAGGCCUGGGUAGACUGGGGCAGUGA